This is a messenger RNA of Volvox carteri f. nagariensis, 1854 nucleotides long. RefSeq lists its product as uncharacterized. Bases 1 to 1854 code for a protein of 617 amino acids. Lineage: Eukaryota; Viridiplantae; Chlorophyta; Chlorophyceae; Chlamydomonadales; Volvocaceae. The record is from RefSeq and is a predicted model, not a curated record. The transcript is spliced from 9 exons. Gene Ontology annotation, molecular function: 2-oxoglutarate-dependent dioxygenase activity.
AUGUAUACCUUGCCCAGCAACCGCUUGCUGAAGUGCCGUACGGCAGCGCCUAGGGAAUUCGGUGUGGCCACCUUCGGACAUCAUAUUCUGGAGCUUUGCCGGUCCCUUGACGGCCUCGCACGCCUUCAGGCCGAUGUGCCCACGCCUGGCUGCCUGCAUGGCAAAGACAUUACAGCCGCCAACCUGUGGAUGUGCGGCGGGGCCGUACGCUCCAGCCUUCACUACGACCCGCACCACAAUCUGCUGGUAGUGGUUUCGGGGCGCAAGGUGGUGACUGUCGUACCGCCGUACCUCACGCACUGCCUGUACCCCAUGACCCUCACAGUGCCCUUUUCGGACACACAGCCCCCCGCACAACACCCGGCCUACCUCGCGGCGCUAGACGCGGCUGCGGCGGUCGAACUUCAGGCAGGUGAUGCGCUGUUCAUUCCAGAGGGCUGGUGGCACCAGGUAGAUAGCGGCCCCGAAACCACAAUCGCUGUCAAUUACUGGUGGCGGUCCGCUCUGACGCAGCUCCUAACGGCCCCACCGCCGCCGCUGCCGCCCGCUGCGCUAGCUGCAGCGAUGCUCAGCGCCGAGAAUUCCCCUCGCGUCACUGUGCCGUACCGUCCUUCCGUCACACCACCCUCGGCGGCGACCUCGGCCCUGGACGCAGCGACAGCGGCAGCCGCGACGGAUGCAACUUCACCCGUGCCACCGUCACCAAAAGUACCAAAGGCAGCGGGGCCGGCAGCGGCGGCGGAUCCGCUGGUCAUGGGCCUCUCGUCGGCGAGGCCUGCUGUGCUUUCCGCAUCCUCAUCUUUAGCAGUAGGUCCUGGACCCGGGCUCCGAAACCUUUUCGCACUGCGGCAGCUCGCGCGAGCUGCCAUUGAGGACAUAGCGGAGGGACUCCUGGCGCCGCUACUGCCGUACGCAACCGGGCUGCUGCUGCGGCUAGCCCCCGGCGAGGCUGCGUCGCUCGGGCUCCUCGGCAACCCCGUAGCUUCCGCCCUGGCGGCUCUGACACCGGAACUGUUGGCGGCCGCGUUGGACGAUAUGUGCCGCACAGCACCAUACCUUGUUUCGGAGCUGUUGACUUGUUGCUGCCGUGUCGCGGCGGUGGCGUGCCUGCUGACGCGCGCGUUUGACCAGAUGGGUACGGCAUCGGACCCAGCGGCGGCAGCACCGGCGGUGGACGCAACCGCUGGCCCAGCGGUAGCGGCAGUGGCGGCGCCAGACACAGCGACGGGUACGACAGUGACUGCUGCGAACGGACACGGAAUCACGGACACGGAAGAGGUCACUGAACGCGGAGAUGUCGGGCGUACUGCCGCGUGCUGUGGGAAAGCUUCCGCUGCUACUGCAACUAUUGCUAGUGCUAUGGUUACUGUGGAUAUAAGUAAGGUGGGGGCUGUCGGCUGCUGUGGUGGAGUCGUCGAAGGCGAUAGCGGCGGUGGCGGAGGGGUUGAUGGCGGCGGCGGCGGCGGCGGCACCUUCCCGGCGGGCGGCAGCCGUGCGGACGGGGUUUCGGAGGACCGGCCGGCCAAGCGGCGCCGGUACGGCAGCGGCAUGGGGCAGGAAGCGGAAGACUGCAGGGGACGUGUGGCGGGGGAGGCUCCUGCUGCGCGCGCGAGCAGCGGAGGUGAUGGUGGGAACAACUUGCGGAGAAAAAGUGGCGGCACAGAUGCUGCAGCUGACCUCGCCGCCCUGAAUGACGGCGGCGGCGACGCCGGCGCGUUCGUACCCAAGGGCUUCUUUGCGCGACUGUACGGCACUGUAGACGAUCCGGAUGAGGUGUUUCAACUGCUCCUGGACGGUCGUGCCGCUCUCAACACCGCCGCCCGGAGGGUCCUGCUGGAGUCCGUGCUGGCCUGA